This is a messenger RNA of Aspergillus fumigatus Af293, 204 nucleotides long. RefSeq lists its product as uncharacterized. NCBI's taxonomy places the organism in Eukaryota, Fungi, Ascomycota, Eurotiomycetes, Eurotiales, Aspergillaceae. The record is from RefSeq and is a predicted model, not a curated record.
AUGGACGACUCGAUCAAUAACGUCGUCUCUUUCCAACAGAAAGAAAACAAGGUUGCAGAUAAGGUCCCGUCGCAGCUCAAUCAUUGGGUGGAAUUUUUCUUUGAACUUCGCGAAGAGGGAUUUAUUGACGUCUCAGGAAGCUUGAACUGGUAUCUCAGCCACCACCGACACAGCUGUUGGCUAAAGAGCUAUGGCCAUCGUUAA